AUGAACAACAGUGGCUUUUUUGCUGCAGUUGAAGUUGGCUGCAGUCUGUUGAAGCUCGUAUUCUCAUUGCGUGUUUUCUCAAGAAAAACGUAUGGCCACUCAGAAUGUAUGAAGUACCUGCUCACCGAUUACAUUCCUGAGGAAGUGAAGAAGCCCUGGGAGAAUUUUCACAGCAAUUUGAAAGGCCUUCAAAUGACACUACAUUAAGCCCUGGAGUGGAUCUCGGAAGACCUGAGUUAUUUCCAGACAGACAUCAGUGCAGAUGAGGAGGAGACGAUUGAAAGCUCUGAGAUGAAAAUAAGCCAUCCAAUGACAUGGUUGGUAAGAAAAUCUUCUGAGUAUGGUAAAUAUUUCAGUGAUGCCUCUCUCGGUAUUGCCCCAAAGCUGUGCCAGUCGAACCCUGGCAGUUUAUCUCCUUUCAUGAAACGCAUGAUCAUUUACCGGCUUGGUGGGGGGAAUAUAACUUCGAUCUUCUCCCUUCUGACUGACCAGAAAGAAAGAGACCAAGUCAAAGUCCUAGAGAAUAUCAUAUCUCUCUACCCCAGCAACCCUCUGAUGGCCAGGUUGGAUCAAAUGGAUCUUGUCAAUUACAUAGCAGCUCAUAUUGCUCUGAGUUUGCCUUACAACCCAAUCUCCAAAAUUGGCUGCUCUGAAAGACCUUCAGAAACUCAGUCAGCAGUUCCCAACAGAGAAACGGAAGUGCCUGUCCAGUGCUCUGUUCCUGCUCAUCUUACUCUUCUGGCCAGAAGAUCAUGACACUGACCCUGAAAAGGAGACCAAAUACAACAUUGUUCUAUCACCUGUUGAGUACCUCAAAAGAAGCUACUGGACCAAAAUGAAGGAUAUACCACAAAGGAAGACAAGGAUUUACACCCACUUUUUUCUGAGUAAUGGACAAGAUUGGAUGGGACAAGAUUGUCCACAAGAGCAAGGUUGAAACGAUUACAAAGGUCCUCUCCAUCUCAGAAAAGAGAAUGAAGUGGUUCAGUGGGGAGGUGUGGAAAAUGCCAGAGAUGGCAAAACUGCUCAGGACUGUGUCUGGGUGGACAGAAGUUGGGAUAGUCUACCUUGAUGGCCCAAAAGAGAAGAAGUUCACUAUUCCUCAUCUGAAAGCAGCCUCGGUGCCUUAUGGCAAUGAAAACGUCACAUUUUACUUGGGGUUCACAUUUAGAGGACCUGUUGCGUACAACAUCACUGUGAAAAAGUAG
Molecule: messenger RNA, 1208 nt
Organism: Coregonus sp. 'balchen'
Lineage: Eukaryota; Metazoa; Chordata; Actinopteri; Salmoniformes; Salmonidae
Source: the annotation of a GenBank genome assembly